Molecule: messenger RNA, 3699 nt
Organism: Rosa rugosa (rugosa rose)
Lineage: Eukaryota; Viridiplantae; Streptophyta; Magnoliopsida; Rosales; Rosaceae
Exons: 2
Coding region: 1209-2102 (297 amino acids)
Source: RefSeq, a predicted model, not a curated record
UUGAGAAUUUUAGAGGAAAAUGGUGCAAAAUUGGAGCUAAUUGGAGUUUCUGAGAAAGAGACGAAAUAGUCAAUGCGGGUCAACCGUAGUCAACGCUAUCAAAGGAGCGGAAUCCAAUUGCCUCCGAUAAUAUAUGUGGAAAUGCAUUGAGACAGAAGAAGAAGGAGAAAAGAAAAAUAAAAAUAAAAGAAGCAAAAAAAGUGUUAAUUAAACAAAUGUUUAAUUAACAAUGGUGGCCGGGCACGUGAAGAAGCAAAGAGAAUCAACAACAUGAUGAUUAAUUAAACCAUAAAUUAAUCAAUGGUUUGAUUAAUCAUGAUUGAGCCUAAUCCAUUCUACCUCACAGACCACCACGUGGCAUUUAAUUCAAAAAGAAGAACAGCCACGAUUCCGUUUCUUCUCCCUCUGGCAAUCAUCCAUCCAUCCAUUUACUCACACUACUCUCCUUCCUUUACGAAGACCCAGACAGCCACCACAUAUAUAUAUAUAUCCUCAUAUCUCAUCUUCGGAAGAGAGAACCCUACAGAAGACAGAAGAGCGCCGCACAACCAUUUCCAAAAGGGGAGGGCUGCUGCCCUCUCCCAUCAAUCACCUUCCCAUCAUCUUUUCUUUAUUAUUUUCUUAGUAAUCUUUUGGGAUUUGAAGGAUUUACUCACCCAAAGCUUCAAGGAUUCAUCAAAGAUUUCUCCUCUACAAGAUUCAAGACUUGGGUGCUUAUUUUCUUAUCAUAUUGAGCUAUGGAUCGAUGGAACUAUGGAUGAGACGAUCCGAGGGGAUAUGAGCAAGAAAGUUUCUAUGGUGGAGGUCAUCAAGUGUGGAAUUCUCAUGCGGUUGGUUCUAUGUCCUCUUGCAAUGAAACUUGUGCUUUGUGUAAUUCUCCAUGGCAUUCACGUUUUGAGUGCUCUUUGAGAUUUGAAUGCCCAAAUUUUAAUCAAGAGCGUGAGUACAUUUAUCAAGAGACAUUUGUACCCGACGCAUAUCCACAAGAUGAAGCUCAUGAGCCUAGUAAGGAAUUCGUUGAAUGACUACUAGCUCAAUUGCAAGCCUCCCAAGCUAGGAUUUCACAAGAAACCAUGGUUCCCCAAGCAUAUCCUCAUGAGCAAGCAUAUGAGUCUAGGAAGCCUUCCCUUGAAGAAUUACUAGCUCAAUUGCAAGCCUCUCAAGCUCUAUUGCAAGCCUCCCAAGCUUGAUUGCAAGCUUCUCAAGAGAUGCUUAUACAUUCCAAUGAGCAACUUGAGACUAGUCUUGCACAAGAGCCACCUUUCACCAUUUAUGAGCAUGAGUCUUUCUUUGACCAAGAGACUAUUUCAAGAGAAGAAGUACAUGUCAAGCAUCUUGAGCAAGAGUCUUUUAUGCAAGUUGAAAAUAAUGAUGGUGAUGUUGACGUACAAGAAAUUGAGCUUGGUUAUGAAAGUUUCAAUGCAAGUGAGGUGAGAGACUACACUUCGGAGGAAUGGGUGCAAUAUUGGAAAUCUAAGCUUCCAAAUGGAGUAGAGAUAGUUGAAGAUGAUUCCGAAGAAGAGGAUAACUUGUUUAGUGAGGAGGAUGUGGAGCAUGAAGACUUACACCAUAUUCCCUUAAUUGUUGAGGCCGAUAUUUCCAACGAGGAAGAAAGUCCUUCAAUACCUUGUGAUGAUGAAGAAAUUGAAGAGCCAAGGACUUUCUCUCCUCCCACAUCCAAAGAGUUCCAUCAUGAGCUUCCCAAGGUGGAGAGUAAAACAUUGAGCACUUAUGUUCUUAAUGAGAGGGUUGAGAUUAAGGUACUUUUACCACUCAAUCCACCAUUAAGUGGCCAAUGUUUCUACAAUGAGGUGAUGGAUUGGAAAGGAAAUGGAGCACUUGCACUCACCCUUUCCCAUCACUCUCAAGAGCUUCUACCACCUAUUGUUUCUAUGGGCAUCAUUUCUACACCACUUGAGAAGGAGAAGGCAAGGAUAGCUCCUAGAAGAAAAAUUGAGAAGAAGAGGAAGAUUAAGAAGCUAUACUUUUGGCCAUCAAAUGGAGUAUUCUUAUGUAGCUCUUGGUCUUGUCUCUAUGAUACAUUAAAGAGUCCCUUAGCCCCAAACAAUAGGGUGGUCGUACUUGAGAAGUAUCCACCUUGACAAAAAUUACAAUCUAUAGACCGGCUUGGGGUCUUUAAAAACAAGCGCUUCUAGGGAGGCAACCCUAGGUGGUUUUGAAAUUUCCUGGUUUAUUUUUCAUCAAUAAGGCUAUUUGGCCAUCUUUUUGGGUGGAUGGGAGGUGUCCGGAGUUGGAAAUGUGAAGGAGAAUUAAUUUGGUAGUGAGCAGUUUCUGUCCUGAAAUUCAGUUGAAUUUGGGUGACUAUAGAUUCCAUUCUAUAUGCUAUUUUCAGCUGAAAUUUUUUGGAGCUAUUCUUCUAUAUGUCUACUGUCUUGUGCCAAAAUUUGAACCACUUUCAGUCCUUGGAGCUCUAUUUAUUUAAUGGUCAAUGCAUGAAGUUCAGAACAGAGGCAACUACUGUAGAGUGACUUUGGGAAGCUACACCUUCUACAUCCUAAGCAAUUUGGAGCUAAAAAUUUUCAGAGAUGUAUUUUCUCAUGUCCUCUAUAUGCAGAAGAAACAGUUUUUGAUUUGAACCUUCUUAGCUUCAGAUAUAGUGUUCCAAGUAACAGAGGUCAGAAACAGGGCACAGCAGAAACUGCAGAACAGAUCAGUGAGUUUGGAGGCCAACGAUGUUUGACUCAGAUAUGAUACUUUCGUGAAAUUUUACCUUCAGAUAUAUUCAUGAGUCUAAUUUCGUAUCCAGUUGGUCUCACCCUCUUUGCACCUCUGGAGCUUCAGAUAUUACAGUUUUGGUGACUGAGGGUCAGAAGAAAACUUCAUGACAGAUUGGCAAGUUUGACCAGCUUUACUUUUCAUUUCAAUUGGUGAUAGGUGGCUAACUUUAUAUGGAUAGAAAACUCUCUGAGUCUACUUUCCAUUUCAAGUGGCCUCACCUGAUUAUCACUUUCUGAGUAUGAGAUAUGGGCAUUUGAAGACAGAAAGGUCAUUGCUGGAAGUUUUCUGCACUCACUAGUUUGUGUUCACUCGGGGUGGUUGGACUUCUUGCACUUCAAUUCUUCAAUGGAGGUCAUUAUAGGGCUGUUGUGAGGUGUUUUGGAGGUGGUCAAGGCCAUAUGCUUAAUGGAGGACCUUGUCCUUAUUCUUUGGUGGCCUAUUUGUGACGCAUUGCUCAAGGACAUUUAUGUUCCAAAUGGAGUCGAUCUUUUCAUGAGCACCUAGAGCUAGCUUGGAGCAUACGUUAAGGAAGUCAAGGCCUUGUGCCUUGAGGUUGGUGUCUCAUAUUGGUCUUCUCCAAGGGUCGUGAGCAAUGGGUGUCUACAAAGGGGGUUUUCUGUAUCUUUUCUCCGCAUUUAGAUUUUCAUUUAGAUAGUUAAUUUUUGUGCCCUCGCCCGGACUUCACUUUCAUACCUAAAUCCAACACGGAUUUUGGCUUUCAAGCUCACUUUACAACAUUGAGGACGAUGUUGGUUUUAAGUGUGGGGGUGAGGGCUCGGGCGCCUAAAAAAAAAAAAUUAGAUUAGCUUUAUGUAAUUAUAUUUUAGUGGUUAAUGUCUUUUCCAACCCCAAUGACGAGAUAUGGACUUAACUUGUUAUGAUUGUGGAUAGAUUAAGCAUGAUCUAGGACUUUGAAUUUGUUUUGUGAUUAAGUGUAUAUGUGAUCUAUGCUUGAUUAUA